AAUAGAAACUUGAUUGAGAUAAAUAUAUAAGUAAUGUUUCUGUUUUCCAUAAUUAGUAUUUUAAGAGAAGUUUGCAGAAGUAGCUUAGAGAAACCAUAAAAAAAUAAUUGGGCAAAGAAUUCUCAGUUAUGGAGAUUUUUCCAUAGAUGAUUAUGUGACUACUAUUUCUAAAGUUGAAAAUUCUGGUCAGGAUACUAAGUUUAUUUAGAUUUUUGCAUAUUAGCAAUGUAAAACUGUAUAUUAUGCAGUUCCUGACACACAGUAGUUGCUUAAUAACCACUUGUUAUUCUAUCAUGUUUAGUAUAUUGCUACUUAAUAUUAUACUACCCCUUAAGAAUUUGUAAUAGUUGGCAUAGGAGCUAGGCUAAAGUUUACAUUUCUAAUAUAUAUGGAAAAUUUUGCUAAGUAAAUUUACAUUAUUAACAGUAUUGCAGGGGGAAAUAUUUAUUUGCUUAUGGGAACAUAUAGUUUAAAAUAUUAUAUUAUCUAGUAAGAAUUAUAUACUGGCUACAAAUGAUUAACUAUUGAUGAUUUUAGUUCUUUUUCUUGGUCAUCAUAUUUGGAACCUCAUUUCUUGUGAAAUGUUUCCUAAUUCUGAUUUUUCACUAAUUUAAAUUUUUCCUCAAAAAUAGCCUAGGACCUUAUCUUUUGUGAUAUGAUAGAAAGAUAAUUGGAUUUUUAUCCUCUCUGUGCAACCGUGAUCUAAGUAACUUUAUUUCCAAGAAUAUUAGAAAUCUCAUUCCUGAAAUGAGGAGGUGGGACUAGAUAAUCUCUGUGGACAUUUUGGAGUACAAAUAUUUAGAUCCUAGGUUCUCUAAGGCCUUUUUAAACUUUAAAUUCUAUGAUCCUACUUCUUUUAUGCAUUCUUAUCUUAAUGUUACAAUGUAGCAUGGUCGUUGGUAGAUAAAAGAUGAUAUUGAGGUUGGCAAUUUGUGUCAUUUAGCCAUUCUGACACUUAGGAAAACCCAAGCAAAAUUAUUUUUAGUGUCUGAAGAGACCUUGAUAUAUUAGAGUUUUUCCCUCAAGAAUGACACGGUAAUCUAUGACAUUUCUGUGUUAUAUAAUAAUGAUGAUGAUGAUGAAAAUAAUUCUCCUAAAAUAUUUUAUAUACAUCAUUUCAUUUGCUCCUAUAAUAAACAUAUAAUGUAGGCUGAAUAAUUUAUUUUCCAAAUAAAGGGGAUAAGUUAUUAGAAGGGUAUAAAUUCUGGACUCAGGACAAGAGCUAUGUUCUUCUGAUUCUUAGUCCAAUUUUAUAUCCAUUGUAUUACACUUUCUUCCAUGAGACUUCUAUUUUAAUCAAUGACUUUAGAGUUUUAUUUAAAUUGGUUAGUUCUCCAGAAAUGCAAACACACAAAAAAAAUCAGGUCUCAGGAGAGUCAGGAAAGGAUUAUUUUGCAGGGUUUCCUUAUUCUUUGCCUUUAGAGAAUUUAGUUAUUUUUCACAGCGUAGUGUUAGCCAAUGUCAUCUUUAGAACUUAUAUGCAGCUUGGUGGCAGAAUGUAUAGAGUACUGGGCUUGAAGUUAGAAUGACCAAAGUUCAGAUCUUGCCUCAGUUUCUAGCUGUGUGAUCCCUGGGUAAGUUAGUUAAACUUGUUCUGCCACAGUUUCCUCAAUUGCAAAAUAGGGAUAAUAAUACCUACUUCACAGAAUUGUUGCGAAAAUCAAAUGAGAUAUACUAGGUAAAAGUUCUUAGCAUAGUACCCAGAAAUAGAUGCCUAAUAAAUGCUUCUUCUCUUCUUCCUAUCUCCUUUGUAUGAAUGGGGAUGGUAAUUAUGUCAUCUAGACUGAUGUAGUUUAUUAAACGCUUUCUAUGCAAGGCACUAUGCUAAGCACCAAAACAAAGAACAUUAAAAAACAAACAAUUCCUGUUCUCAUGGAAUUCACAGUCUAAUGGAUGAGACAACAAGCAAACAGCUAUGUAUAAGGAAGAUCUCUAAAGGAUAAAUUAGGAAUGGUUUCAAAGGAAAAGCACCAAGAUUAAGGAGGACCAGAAAAGUCUUUUUGCAAAAGAUGGGCCUUUAGCUAUGACUUUAAGGAAGCCAGAGAAGCUGGGAGUAGAGAUGAGGGGUAUAGAAUGUCAUGCAUGAGGAACAACCAGUAAAAUGCAAGAAUUUAGGAGAUUGACUGAAGGUGGCCAAUGUCACUAUUUGCCAAGUAUAUACAUGGAAGCAUAGGUACCAAAGAUGGCAUGCCGAGUGCUCUCUGUGGGAACAUGCCUGUCCCCCCUAUCCCCCCAAUUUUUUAUGAGAAAGGCAGAGGGACUUGGGUGGAACUGCUCCCCUUUCCCUCUUCACUGCACCUGAGGACAUUUUUUCAACCUUCCCAACCCGCGCAGCAGCCCAAUGGGAAUGCACAGGGGUAAGAUCGAAGGUGGCAGAGCUGGAAGGGAACAGAGUGCUCAGGCCACUUCCUGUCUCUCCCCUUCUUUACACUUUCUGAGGACAUUCCUUACUUCACCUGCCUCUCUACCCAGCAGCCCAGUGAGAACUCUUUCUCACUCUCCUGUGUGGGAUGAGGAGGGGGUGGCACCUGGCACUCAGUGGAAGGGGAAGGACACAUCACAUGGUCUGGAGGGUUGGGGGUAGGGCCUGGCAUUCCUUCUUUAAAAGAUUCAUCAUCACUGAUAUAAGAAGACUGGGAAUGUAGGAAAGAGUCAGGUUAGGAAGGGCUUUAGAAGCUAAAUGAGGGAUUUAUAUUUGAUCCUUAUACUUAUAUUUUAUCCUGGAAUUUAUUAAAUAGGGGGUGAUAUGGUCAAAACUAUGCUUUAGGAAAAUUAACAGCUUAGUAGAGUAUUGACUAGAGUGGGGAGAAACUUAAGGCAGAAAGAUCAAAUAAUAGGUCAUUGCAGUAUUCAAGAUAUAGGAUGAAAAGAUGCUUCUAUUAUUGUAGUUGCAGUGUCAGAAGAGAAGAGGAUGCCUGUACUAUUAAAACAUUCUAUCUUACUUUCUGUGUUAGUACCCCUAGUAAGGGAUUAAUUAUUACUGUAUUAAUAUUCUGUAUUGGUUUCAAGGCAGAAGAGUAUUAAGGACUAGGUAGUGGAGGUUAAGUGAUUUGCUCAGGGUCACACAGCUAGGAAGUAUCUGAGGCCAGAUAUAAACCCAGGAGCUCCUGUCCCUAGGCCUGGCUCUCAAUCCAUUGAUGCCCCCAUGCCUACACUAUUAAUAUGAAGGUAGAGUCAACCUGACUUGGCAUCUCAUUGAAUAAUGAGAGAGUGAGGCAUGAAUUAAUAAAAUAGGGAAGUUAAGAAGAGGAGAUGGUUUGGUGGAAAGGUAAUAAGGUCAGUUUUGGAUGUGUUGGGUUUAAGUUAUCCCUGAGAUAUUUAGUUUGAGAUGUCCACUAGAGAGUUGGAAAUUUGAAACUGCCAUUUAGGAGAGAGAUGAGAGCUGAACAAAUAGAUCAGAGUCAUAUCAUAUCAUAGUGGUCAUAAUAGAAACCAUGGAAGCUAGUGACAUAACCAAGUGAAAUAGUAUUUAAAGAGAAGAGAGCCCAGGAUUGAGUGGUGGAGAAUACUUACAGUUUGCCAUUGUUAUCUGGAAGAAAAUCCAGCAAAGGAGACAGAGGAGAGGAGGUGAACCCAGGAGAGGACAGUGUCAUGAAAACCUGGGUAGAAGAGAAUAUUAAGAAGGUGAUAAAUGACAGUGUUAGACUGUAGAAAAUUAAGAAGGAUGAGAACUGAGAAAAGAUCACUAGAUCAGGCAGUUGAGUUCAUUAGGGACUUUGAAAAGAUAUGUUUCAGUUGAAUGACGAAUUUAGAAGCCAUACUUCAGAGUUAAAAAGAAGAUGAAAGAAAAUGGGGCAUUUGUUGUAGGCAAAUUGAUUUCUUAAGGCAUUUAUUUACAAAUGGGGAGCAGAAAUAUAAGAUAGCUAGUGGGGAUGGAUAGAUUGAGUGUUUUUUGAGAAUGAGGGAAUUGUGGGUGUGCUUAUAAGAGGUAGGGAAGCAAACAGUAGACAGGUAAUGAUUAAAGAGUAGUGAGACAGUAUGGGGGAGAGAGGAGGAAGUCUGGGGGAGAAGACACAUGGAAAGGUUAGCUUUGACAAAGAGAAGGGCCACUUCAUAGUAAAUAGCAGUAAAAGAAAAUAGUAGAAGAUUAUGAGGAUUAUGAGAUGAGAAACAAAGGAGAAGGAAGAGCUUUUGGUGAAUAGUCUUAUAUUUUUUUUUCAAUGAAAUAUGAGACUGAUUCUCAUAAUGAGGAUGGAGGUAGAAUUAUGGUAAGUUUGGUGAGAGGUGAAAAGGUUUUGAAAAGCCUCUGUGGUGAGUGGGGUCAUGAAUAGAUUAGGAGAAUGUAAAAAUAUUACCUUGAUGCAAUGAAGGCCUGGUUGAGAUCAUGCAACAUAAACUUGUAGAGGUUUCAUGAUUUUAUCUAGCUUUGUUAAGCAAUAUAUAAGUAGGCAGUAUAUGAUGGGAAUAAUACAAAGCUGGAGUUUGGAAGGGUAAGAUCUGUGAUAGUAUGAAGGGGCAGGGAAACUGAGAGGACAGUGGAGACUUGAACUGACACCCCAAAAGUUCAAAAUGAUAAAAGGAAGAAGGAUGUAGGAGGCAGAUGCUUAAGUUUGGUGUAUAAUAGAUAGUACUAAAAACUUCUGAAGACUGCUUAUUUGAUGAAAAUUGUACUUGGCUGAUGUUUAUGCAUUACACAUCACUUAUAAUUUUCAUUUUGCUCUGGUAGGUCAUCCAGAUAGAUGACAAUAAAUACCUUUAUUUGGUACAUGGAGUAAAAUUAAAAUUUGUUUCAUUUUCUGUCCUUUCUAUUUUCCCCAUAUGUAAAUGUAAAAUGAGAUCAUUGGGUUAGUUGCUUUCUAAGAGCUUUCCAGCUUUAAGAUUCUGUAAUUAUUGUACAAAAAGCAUGUGGUUAUGCUUUUCACAUGGUUGAUAUAUCUCUUAAAAUCCAAUUAUUUUUGUUUCUGUCAUGUUUUUGUGAAAAUCAUCUUUUUCUAAGACUGCAUUUGAUUAUAUUCUAGCUCAACAACUUCUCUGGGGAUAUUCAGGUAGGCUUACUGAUUGAAUAUUCUGCAAUUUGAAGCCUGGUGUUUGUUUGCUUUUGGAUAUUUCCUCAUUCUUGAAGCUGUCAGAAAUUAAAUUUAUUGUCAGCUUAUUGGAGAUAACUUUUAAAAAAUAGGUACAUCUUUUAAAGCAGCAUAAGUACAUAGUAUUUCAAGUAUUAUUUGUUCUAAAUGCCAGUAUAAAAGUUCAAAUGAUUAAUUCGGUUAAGCAUGAAGGAGCUUGUUCAUUGGCAUUAAAUUUAAGAUAUACUUAGCCUGGAAUAAAUCACAUACUAAAUGGGAGCACCUAUUACAAUUAUAGUCUGCUUCUAAUAGGAAUGCCAAGGGUGAAAUUUUUAUUCUGUUUUACCAUGAUCAUAGAAGAAAAAGGCUAAAUUAUGAUAUAUUGUUGCAGAAGAAAAGCUUUAGCUGGUGUGAAGAGUUAAAUUUUGGGGGUAGGAGUUUGAACAAAAGCCAGUGUGCAGUUUAUUAAACACAAAAAAUUUAGUUUAUUAUUAGGAAAUAUGGAUAGGAAAUAGGAAGGAGGAAAGUGAAAGUAAUCUUACAAUAGCCUGUAACUAUACCCUAGGUCCCAAACCUAGCUAAAUUUCUUUAAAAAACCCUAAAUCUAUCUGCCUCAGUGGGCAAUAUCUUCUGUUAGGCCAAAGCCUUCGCCUAUUCUCCUACUUUCACAAUCUAAUAUAAACACUAUCUUAUCUACCCAAUUUAUUAAUAAUCAAUAAGGCUAAUAAGGCCUUAAUUCCUUUCUCUGUCUCCAACCAGAGAGUGCUGUUAACAGCACAUCCUUUCCCCAGGAGAACCAGAGACAAAAAGCCCCUUUUCCACUGUCUGCCACUGACUAACUCUCACUAACUGACAAGCGGCACAGCAGAGGGUCUUGAAUUGACAACCUGCACAGCAGAGGGUCUCUAACUGAAAAAUAUUUGUGCUCUUUUUCCUCUUAAGUAUAAAAAGGGAGAAAUUAAUCAAAAACUCUCUUAAUAGUGGGCAACCCUCAAGCAUAAUUAGUGGAAUUUUUUUCCAUGUGAACACAGUGCCAUUUUUUAUAAGAAAACCAGUGUGAAAUUAUGACAGUGCUUUAUAGAAAUUAACCUUGUUGGAUAGUAUCUAGUUCCAUAAUGUAGAGAAUACUGCUAUUACUACUAAUAGCAUUAAACAAAUUAGCAUGUUUAAAAUGCAUAUUGACUAAUGUAAUUUAAAUGCAAACAUUCUUAAAUUUUUCUUCAAGCUUUUACUGAAAAUGAAAAUAGGAUUGUACUGUGAUUGUAUAAAUUAUGGCCAAAGUCUAUGAACAGUGAAGAUCUGAUUUGAUAUAGUGAGAACAUUAAUUAUAUCAUUGGUUUCUUUAAACUCACGCAGUUUAUACAUGCCAUUAAACAGAAUUAUAGACAAAUAACCAUAGUGGCAUUUAUAGUGUAUUGAGAACAAUAGCAUUUAUAAUCUUGAGUUUACUAUUAUGUAGCUCACUGUCCUAGAUGAAGGAGGUUUGCCAAGAUGUUCACAUUUUGCUCCUGAGCUCUCCUUGAUGCAAAUGAGGUCAUUGAAUAUUGGUUUUUUUUGGGGGGGAGGUAGAGCUCAACCUUAAAUUUAAUGAAAUGUCUUAUUAAGCUUUUACUAUAUUAUGAAAUACUUUAUUCUUUAUAAAGUCUUAUAAUGAGCUUCUUUAAAACAUUAAAUUAAAUCUGACAUUGCUAAUUUCCACUUAAAGUGAUUUAAAGAUUUGUGAUUUCCUCAAUUCAGGUCCUUCCUUCAGUGGAAUAGAUUACAAUUUUUUAUUCUAGUGGGCAGUCUUUAAGAUGUCAGGAAAAGUUUUGUUCAAUGAAAGCUAUGCAAAAAUGGACUGGACUCUCUCAGAACAUAGAAUAAAAGAGCACUGGCUUUUAGAAAAUAUGAAUUCACAUUCUGCCUAAGCUUACUAACUAUGUGAAUCCCUUAGAAUCUCCCUGAGCCUCAGUUUCUUCACUUAUGAAAUGAAGGGAUUGUAUUAGAUUGCCUCUGAGAUCCUUUCCAACUCUAGGUAUAUAAUCUUAUGAGCCUUUGAAGGGAGUGAUUUCCCCCUAAUUGGAGGUAUUCAGUCAGAAGAUAAAUGACCAUUUGAUUUUAGAAUUGCAAAUAAUUCAUCACUCUGUAGUCAAUUCCAUAUUGAGCAAAUCUAGGUUGGUUCGUGGAUGACACAUGUAGAAUCUGUCUCUGGGUUCUCUGGGUCUUCCUAGGCUUUUUAGAACUCUCCAGAGCUUGACAUUUCUGGAAUAUGUUUUGAAAACAUAGGCAUUGUAGCAAGACUUUAGUGAACUUUGUUUUUUUUUUUCCUUACACAAUCAGAAACUUAGAGUGAAUUAUUGAAAUAUUAUUUUGUUAUCUUAAACACUUGUUAUAGAGCUGAUAAUUAGGUUGACAAACCCCCCCUAAAAUUAUUGGAAUGCUCAGCAUUUGAAAUGUUUUGAAUUUUAACAGCUUUUUAAUUUUAAUUUUAAAUAAAUAUAUAUUCAUAUGCUUUUUUUUACUUUGGUAAAAUGAAUGCUAGAGAUAGGAACUGGACUUGUGAUUUCAUUGGCAUAGAGGUCUCCUAGGCAAGGAAAAUUAUCUGUCAUUGUAGAUCAGUACCUUCUCUUAAAGAGUUUGCCCAGAGCACUGAUAAGUUUAGAGAUGAGACUUAAACCUUGGCUUCAGGGCCAGAUGCCUAUCUACCAGAUCAGCUUUCUUUUUACAAAUGAAUACCAAACAUUAUUUAGUCUUUGACCUAUGAUCAGAAUCUUGCAAUAGUUUACGGUUAUCAUUAUUAUGGUAUAAGAGACUGUAUUGAUCUGUUCUGACACCAGAAUUUAUCCAGGAUUUUUUUUUAAAGAACAAAACUUUUCUUUGAGCUGGUUUUCUUAUAGCUUACCUAAUUUUUUUUAACAAGUAAAGUGUAGUAAAUAAAAUAACAACAAAAACAAAACCUACCAGGUAAUUGAAGAUUAUUUAUUCUAAUUAAUUUGAUUUGAGUUGAAGUUUUAUUGUACUAUGUACAAGGAUCUUUUUAGACCAGGGGUUCUUAAACCUUUUUUAUAUCUAUUGCAAUCUGUUAAAAAUCUAUAGAUGUGCCCUCAAAGUAGUGUUUGUAAAUUAUGAGGGAAAUGCUAAAUUUCAAUUCAAGGUUAAUAGAAAUAAGUAUUAUUUUAUAUAUAUGGAUACACACCCAUACACAUAUGUAAAUUGCUUUGCUUUCCAAAUUCUUGAAUCCCCUGAAUUCUUUCCACAGGAUCUUUGGACCCCAGGUUUAAGACCUCUUGUUUUAUUUUAUUUAUUUAAAACCCUUACCUUCCAUCUUGGAAUCAAUACUGUGUAUUGGUUCCAAGACAGGAGAGUGGUAAGGGGUAGGCAAUGGGUUAAGUGACUUGCCCAGGGUCACACAGCUAGGAAGUAUCUGAGGCCAGAUUUGAACCUAGGACCUCCCAUCUCUAGGCCUGGUUCUCAAUCCACUGAGCUACCCAGCUGCCCCCAUGACCCCCUAUUUUAGACACAAAAAAGUCUCUUGGACUUGUUUGAUACAUUAAAAUAAUUUUUUUUCUAAAUUUCCUAUAAACAUAUUAUCCAGGGAAAUUUUGUUGUUUUUGUUAAACUUUAGCUGUUGUUACUGGAAAUUAAUGAUAAUAAUGCUAUAUAAUGUUUAAGAACACCGAAAACAUUAGUGAUUUAUAAAAAUUCUGUAAAUUCUAUGUUAAUAACUGCAUAACUGGAAUUAUUUUUGAGGAGAAAAUUACUUCAUUGUUCCUGUGUACAGGUGCUUACUAAUCCAGAGCAUGAAAAUGUUUUCCUCUGUAUUAACAGUUUUGUUGUAAUAAAAAUCAAAUAACUUAUCUUGAUGAGGAUUCAAAGCAAUAAAACAAAGGAGAAAUCAGGACUUCAAAUUUGCCUAAGGUAGAUGCUUAGGUUUGUGCCUUAGUGACUUCCCUUCUUUUUUCCCCCCAGUGUGGUUUUACUUGAGCAUGGUUGAUGUGUUAGCCAGUUGCAUGUUUUUGUGUUUGUGUUUGACAUUGAUAUUUUAUUCAUAUCAAUAGAUGACAGUUUGCCUAUAACUAAGUAUAUAUUUUAUAGAUUAUGGGAGUUCUUGUGAAAGUAUUAUUCAAGAUUAUCUGCUGGAUGAAUAUUAUGCCUAAUUGCUAUAAAUAUAGGACAUUAGUAGCCUACAUACAAAAUCAUCUUUUUUUUUGUUGUUUUUUGAUCAGUUAAUAAUUUUGACGUGUAUAGUAUGCUAGAGUCUACAGAAUCACUUCAGAAUUUCUUUCAAUGAUUUUAUAAUGAUGUUGUUUUAAGGAAAUGCAUUAAUGAAUCAUCUUCCUUUGCCCAAAUUGAAUUUUUUUAAAAGAAAACUAUUCUGAUGUUUCUGAUUUGGAAAUAAUCAUAUCAAAAAGAGUCUAACUUUUAAAUCUAAUUUGCAUUCAUUUAUGUCUGUCACUUUUAAUAUUUAAAAAGAAUUAUCAACUGUUCAAGAAAAGAUAAACAGUAGAAAACCAUUAAUUUUUCAUAUCAUGGUAAUUCCUUUUAUUUCAUGCCAUGAUUAAUUAGUUAAUAUUUAUAUGUCAGAAUGCUUUGGAUUUUCAACACUUAUCAAUGAUCUGGAUUUGUAUUUCAAACUUCACUUUUUUAUUCCAGCUUUGCCUUAUUUUGUGUUUGGAUUAAUGGAAAUAAUGUUUUUAAAAUAAAUACACUAUUAAAGUACUUUUUUGGUUCAGAAUGAAACUCAUGGAUCCUAUACUCCAUCCAGAUUUUUGUAAGGUUUUAUGUUUUUAUUCAGUAUUGCUGAAUUUGACAUUAAAUACUAUAGGGUUGAAUCUGAAAAUAUUUGGAAUAUGGCUUAUGAUACUGGCCUAUUGGAAUUCAAAUUCUAGCAUACCUCAACCAGAAUUUUUUCUAAAAAGCAAAAUGUAAUGCCUUUGAAAAAUAACCUUUGAAAAAAUUAGUUGCAACUCUCCAUUUCUUUCAAACUCUUAAAAGUUGAUUAAAUUUUCCAAACCAUAUAGGUUGCCCAGAAUCUUUUAUAAUAAUAUUCAAAGUUUUCCAAAAUUUAUUUAGAAUUCAGUUAUAAACUUGAAAUUUCUCAGGACAAUAUUAAUAAAUUGCUUAGAACUUAGCUUCUCAUUGACUUUGGAAACAUUGACAUUUAAUUUUCUUAUCUUUAAAAGCAAAACAAAACAAAAAAUCCCAAAACUCUUAACAAAUUUGGUUUCUAUUUUCAUUAAAGGCAUUGUUAUUUUUUUGCAACUUAUUGUCACUUUGUAUUUAAAAAUUUUUGUUGAUGCUUUUUGUUCUCACUAAGGAAUUUCUUGAGUCUCCAAAUCACAGAACUCAAAUCAGCAUAUAAAAAAAACACAACUGACAAUAUAUGCAAAAUUUUGCAUCCAUAGGUCUUAAAGACCUUAGUCUUUAUCUGUCAGGAGGAAAAAUAGUUUCAUCACCUUUUCUCUGGGAUCAAAAUUUUCUAUCACUUUCAUUUCCCAUUAUAACUGGAACCAAGAUUGGUCAGGCAAUAGUACUUUUUUAAAAAGGGGAUUUCUAGAAAUAGGCAUUUCUUAAUAAUUAUAAAUUAUUUAAUGCAUUGGGGAAAUAACUUCUUAAAUUGUCUUAAUCUUUCUUUUCUCCUUUAUGCUCCAUUUCUUCUGAUUAUGAUUACAUUAAAAAUACCAAAGUAUUUUGAGGUGAAAUAGGUAGGUGUUCCUAGCUAGGAACAAUAUCUGGGCCUCAGUAGAUACAGAAGUCAAAUUUUCUUAGAGGAAGUGUUGAUGUAGUUAAAAGAGUACUGACAAGAUGUGAGGAAACCCAAAUUCUGAUUUUGCUUGGCUUCUUUGUGACCUUGGUGAAAUUGAAAACAUUUUGAAAUCAUCUUCUGCAUAAAUGAGAAGACCCUGUACUCAACUUCAGCUUCUGAACCCAGAGCGAUUUGCACGCCUUAUUAAAGAAGUAAUGAAUACCUUUUGGCCUGGCAGAGAAUUGGUAGUUCAGUGGUAUCCAUUUGCUGAAGACAAUGAUCAUCCAUCUGUUGCAUGGCUUAAGAUGGUCUGGAAGAACCUUUAUAUACAUUUUUCAGAGGAUUUGUCUCUAUUUGAUGAAAUGCCACUUAUCCCUAAGACUACCUUGGAGGAAAGUCAGACAUUUGUGGAACUCAUUAGACUCAGGAUCCCGUCACCAAUUAUUUUAGAUGAUGAAUCUGAAGCACAGCUUCCAGAAUUUUUAGCAGACAUUGUACAAAAACUUGGAGGGAUUGUCCUUAAAAAACUAGAGCCUUCUAUACAACAUCCUCUUAUUAAAAAAUAUGUACAUUCCCCAUUACCAAGUGCUGUUUUGCAGAUCAUGGAAAAGAUGUCAUUGCAGAAACUAUGUAAUCAAGUAGCUUCGUUGCUUCCAACACAUAAAGAUGCACUGAGAAAAUUCUUAGCUAGUUUAACCGAUAUAAAUGAAAAGGAGAAAAGAAUCAUUCAAGAAUUGACAAUAUUUAAAAGAAUUAAUCAUUCAUCUAGUCAAGGGAUUUCUUCUUUUACAAAAUUGAAAGGUUGUAAAGUGUUACAUCAUACAGCCAAACUUCCACCAGAUCUGAGACUCUCCAUUCCAGUAAUUGAUAACAGUGAUGAAGCUACUAUACGUUUGGCAAAUAUGUUGAAAGUAGAGCAGCUAAAAAGCACAGGCUGCUUAAAGUUCAUCUUAAAAGAUAUUGAAAAUGGUUUUUAUUCUCAUGAAGAAACAACACAACUUAUGCUAUGGAUUCUUGAAAAUCUGUCAUCUCUAAAAAAUGAGAAUCCACAUGUAAUUGAUUGGGUAAUGCCAUUAAAAUUUAUUCAGAUUUCACAAGGACAUAUUGUUUCAGCCAGUGAACUCUUUGAUUCUGAUGUUGGCAUACUGCAGGAUUUGUUUCAUGCUGAAGAAGAAAUCUCCUUUCCACCUAGUAUUUUUACUUCCUCUUCAGACAUUCUUCAUUCUUUGAGACAAAUUGGAUUAAAAAAUGAAACUAGUCUCAAAGAAAAAGACAUUAUACAAGUAGCAAAAAAAAUUGAAGCAUUACAAAUUAGUUCUAGCCCAAAUCUGGAUGCCCUUUUAAAGAAGGCAAAAACUCUCUUAAUGGUUUUGAAUAAAAAUCAUACAUUAUUACAGUCACCUGAAGCAAAAGCAGUGUUGAAGAAGAUUAAAUGGGUACCUACAUGCAAGGAAAGGCCUCCAAAUUAUCCAGGCUCUUUAAUCUGGAAAGGAGAUCUUUGUAAUCUUUGUUCACCACCAGAAAUGUGUGAUGUAUCUCAUGCUACUUUAGUUGGCUCAUCAGUUCCUCUUGUUGAAAGUAUUCAUACUAAUUUGGAAAAAACUCUUGGUAUAUUCGUAAAACCUAGCAUAAAUGCAGUCUUAAAACACUUUAAGAUUGUUGUUGAUUGGCAUAGUUCAAAAACCUUUAGUGACGAAGACUAUUACCAAUUCCAACAUAUCUUGCUUGAAAUUUAUGGAUUUAUGCACGAUCAUUUAGAUGAAGGCAAAGAAGCUUUUAAAGCUUUGAAGUUUCCAUGGGUCUGGACAGGUAAAAAAUUUUGUCCUCUGGCUCAGGCAGUAAUAAAACCAAUACAUGAUCUUGAACUUCAGCCUUAUUUACAUAGUGUGCCUAAAACUAUGGCAAAAUUCCACCAGCUGUUUAAGGCAUGUGGUUCAAUAGAAGAGUUGACAUCAGACCAUAUUUCCAUGGUCAUUCAGAAGGUAUAUCUUAAAAGUGAUCAAGAACUCAGUGAAGAGGAAAGCAAACAAAAUCUUCAUCUUAUGCUGAAUAUUAUACGAUGGCUAUAUAGCAAUCAGAUCCCAGCAAGCCUCAAUACACCAGUACCAAUACACUAUAGCAAGAAUCCAUCAAAACUUAUUAUGAAACCAAUACAUGAAUGCUGUUACUGUGAUAUUAAAGUUGAUGACCUUAAUGACUUACUGGAAGAUUCUGUGGAACCCAUCAUAUUGGUACAUGAGGACAUACCCAUGAAAACAGCUGAAUGGUUAAAAGUUCCAUGCCUUAGUACAAGAUUGAUCAAUCCUGAAAAUAUGGGGUUUGAGCAGUCUGGACAAAGAGAACCACUUACUGUAAGAAUUAAAAACAUUCUAGAAGAAUAUCCUUCAGUUUCAGAUAUUUUCAAGGAGUUACUUCAAAAUGCUGAUGAUGCAAAUGCAACAGAAUGCAAUUUCAUGAUUGAUAUGAGAAGAAACAUGGACAUAAGAGAGAAUCUUUUAGACCCAGGGAUGGCAGCCUGCCAUGGACCUGCUCUGUGGUCAUAUAACAAUUCUGAAUUCUCUGAUUCAGACUUUAUAAACAUAACUAGAUUAGGAGAAUCAUUAAAAAGGGGAGAGGUUGAUAAAGUCGGAAAAUUUGGUCUUGGAUUUAAUUCUGUUUACCAUAUCACUGACAUUCCCAUCAUUAUGAGUCGAGAGUUCAUGAUAAUGUUUGAUCCAAACAUAAACCAUCUCAGCAAACAUAUUAAAGAUAAAUCUAACCCUGGUAUAAAAAUUAACUGGAGUAAACAACAAAAAAGACUUAGGAAGUUUCCUAAUCAAUUUAAGCCAUUUAUAGAUGUGUUUGGCUGUCAGUUACCACUAACUGUAGAAGCACCUUACAGUUACAAAGGAACUCUUUUUAGACUUUCAUUUAGAACACAACAAGAAGCUAAACUGAGUGAAGUCAGUAGUACUUGCUAUAAUACAGCAGAUAUUUACUCUCUUGUGGAUGAAUUUAGCCUCUGUGGACAUAGGCUUAUCCUUUUCACUCAGAAUGUCAAUACCAUGUUUUUGAAGUACUUGAAAAUUGAAGAAACCAAUCCUGGUUUAGCACAAGAUACAAUUGUCAUUAAAAAAAAUAUUUGUUCCUCCAAAGCAUUAAAUGUACCUAUUGUUAGUGUUUUAAAAGAAGCUGCUAAGCUUAUGAAGACUUGCAGUAGCAGUAAUAAAAAACAUCCGAUGGAUAUACCAAAGUCAGCUUGUAUAUUACAGAUCACAGUUGAAGAAUUUCGUCAUGUGUUCAGAAGAAUUGCUGAUUUGCAGUCACCACUUUUUAGGGGUCCAGAUGAUGAUCCAGCUACUUUAUUUGAAAUGGCAAAAUCAGGACAGGCUAAAAGACCGUCUGAAGAGCUACCACAGAAAACAGUGGAUUCUACUACAUGGCUAAUAUGUACCUGCAUGGAUACUGGGGAGGCUUUAAAAUUUUCCCUGAAUGAAAGUGGGAGAAGGCUUGGACUUGUUCCCUGUGGUGCAGUAGGAGUAUUAUUUUCUGAAGCUCAGGAACAAAAAUGGACUGUGAAACAACAUGCUGGUGAAGUUUUUUGCUAUUUGCCUCUGAGAAUAAAAACUGGGUUGCCAGUUCAUAUCAAUGGCUGUUUUGCGGUUACUUCAAAUAGGAAAGAAAUAUGGAAGACAGAUACAAAAGGAAGAUGGAACAAUAUAUUCAUGAGGCAUGUUAUUGUUAAAGCCUACUUAGAAGCACUCAGUGUUUUACGAGAAUUAGCUAUAAGUGGAGAACUAAUUGAUUAUACUUAUUAUGCAGUGUGGCCUGACCCUGAUUUAGUUCAUGAUGAUUUUUCUGUGAUAUGUCAAGGUUUUUAUGAAGAUAUAGCUCAUGGGAAAGGUAAAGAUGUGUCUAGAGUCUUCUCUGAUGGAUCUAUGUGGGUCUCUAUGAAGAAUGUGAGAUUUUUAGAUGAUUGCAUACUUAAAAGAUCAGACAUUGGUCCUGCUGCUUUCAAGAUAUUUUUAAAAUACCUUAAGAAAACUGGAUCAAAGAAUCUCUGUGCUGUUGAACUUCCUUCUUCAGUAAAAUUGGGAUUUGAAGAAGCAGGUUGCAAACAGAUACUACUUGAGAACACAUUUUCUGAGAGACAGUUUUUUUCAGAAGUAUUUUUUCCAAAUAUACAAGAAAUUGAAGCAGAACUUCGGGAUCCCUUAAUGUAUUUUGUUUUAAAUGAAAAGGUUGAAGAAUUCUCUGGAAUUCUUCGUGUAACUCCAUGUGUUCCUUGCUCUUUGGAGGGACAUCCUUUAGUCUUGCCUUCAAGGUUGAUCCAUCCUGAAGGACGAGUUGCAAAAUUAUUUGAAACUAAAGAUGGAAGAUUUCCUUAUGGCUCUACCCAGGAUUAUCUUAAUCCUAUUAUCUUGAUUAAACUUGUUCAGUUAGGAAUGGCGAAGGAUGAUAUAUUAUGGGAUGACAUGCUAGAGCGUGCAGAAUCAGUAGCUGAAAUUAAUAAAAGGGAUCAUGCUGCUGCUUGUCUACGAAGUAGCAUCUUAUUGAAUCUUAUUGAUGAAAAACUAAAAAUCAGGGAUCCUAGAGCGAAAGAGUUUUCUGCAAAAUAUCAAACAAUCUCUUUCCUCCCAUUUCUAACAAAACCGGCAGGUUUCUCUUUGGAGUGGAAAGGUAGCAGUUUUAAACCUGAAACUAUGUUUGCAGCAAUUGAUCUUUAUACAGCUGAAUACCAAGAUAUAGUUUGCCUCUUACAACCUAUUCUCAAUGAAAAUUCUCAUUCUUUUAAAGGUUGUGGUUCAAUAUCAUUGGCUGUUAAAGAGUUUUUGGGGUUACUUAAGAAGCCAACAGUUGAUUUGGUUAUAAAUCAGUUAAAAGAGGUUGCAAAAUCGCUUGAUGGAAUUACAUUGUAUCAGGAGAACAUCACCAAUGCUUGUUACAAAUACCUUCACGAGGCAAUGCUACAAAAUGAAACCACAAAAACAGCAAUUAUUGAACACCUUAAAACUUAUAAUUUCAUUUUAGUUGAGAAUGCAUAUGUUGAACCAGAAAAAGUAUCAUUUCAUUUGAACUUUGAUGCAGCUCCAUAUCUCUAUCAGUUGCCAAAUAAAUACAAAAAUAAUUUCCGUGAACUCUUUGAAAGCAUAGGUGUGAGACCUUCUUUCACUGUUGAAGACUUUGCUCUUGUUUUGGAAUCAAUAAAUCAAGAUAGAGGGACAAAACAAAUAACAGAAACAAACUUUCAGCUUUGCAGACGAAUUAUUAGUGAAGGCAUAUGGAGUCUUAUUAGGGAAAAGAAUCAAGAAUUUUGUGAGAAAAAGUAUGGCAAAAUAUUAUUACCAGACACUAAUCUUGCUCUUUUGCCUGCUGCUUCAUUAUGCUACAAUGAUUGUCCCUGGAUAAAAGUAAAGGAUACUACUGUAAAAUACUGUCAUGCUGACAUUCCUCGGGAAGUAGCUGUAAAACUUGGAGCAGUGCCCAAGCGACAUAAGGCCUUAGAAAGAUAUGCAUCCAAUAUCUGUUUUACAGCUCUUGGAACUGAAUUUGGUCAGAAAGAGAAACUGACCAGUAGGAUUAAAAGUAUCCUUAAUGCUUAUCCUUCGGAAAAAGAAAUGUUGAAAGAGCUCCUUCAAAAUGCUGAUGAUGCUAAAGCCACAGAAAUAUGUUUUGUUUUUGACCCAAGACAACAUCCGGUUGACAGGAUAUUUGAUGAUAAGUGGGCACCACUACAAGGGCCAGCACUUUGUGUAUAUAACAACCAGCCAUUUACUGAAGAUGAUGUCAGAGGAAUUCAGAACCUUGGAAAAGGUACAAAAGAAGGAAAUCCUUGUAAAACUGGACAAUAUGGCAUAGGAUUCAAUUCUGUAUAUCAUAUUACAGACUGUCCUUCUUUUAUUUCUGGUAAUGACAUCCUCUGUAUCUUUGAUCCUCAUGCUAGAUAUGCACCGGGAGCUACAUCAGUUAGUCCUGGACGCAUGUUUAGGGAUUUAGAUUUAGAUUUCAGAACACAGUUUUCAGAUGUUCUAGAUCUCUAUUUAGGUGAUCAUUUUAAACUGGACAACUGCACAAUGUUUAGAUUUCCACUUCGUAAUGGAGAAAUGGCCAAAGUUUCAGAAAUUUCCUCUGUUCCAUCAUCAGACAGGAUGGUUCAGAAUCUUUUGGAUAAAUUGCGUUCAGAUGGGGCAGAACUUCUCAUGUUUCUUAAUCAUAUGGAAAAGAUAUCUAUUUGUGAAAUAGAAAAGUCAACUGGUGCAUUAAAUGUAUUGUAUUCAGUAAAAGGCAAAAUAACUGAUGGAGAUAGAUUAAAACGGAAACAAUUUCAUGCAGCUGUAAUUGACAGUGUUACAAAAAAGAAGCAGCUAAAAGACAUACCUGUACAACAAAUUACUUAUACCAUGGAUACUGAAGACUCUGAAGGCAAUCUUACUACAUGGCUAAUUUGUAACAGAUCAGGAUUUUCAAGCAUGGACAAAGUUUCUAAGAGUGUUAUAUCAGCUCAUAAAAAUCAGGAUAUUACUCUUUUCCCACGUGGUGGAGUAGCAGCUUGUAUUACUCAUAAUUACAAGAAACCCCAUAGAGCCUUCUGCUUUUUGCCACUCUCAUUGGAAACAGGGCUGCCUUUUCAUGUAAAUGGACACUUUGCUUUAGACUCUGCAAGAAGAAAUUUGUGGCGGGAUGAUAAUGGAGUUGGUGUUCGGAGUGACUGGAAUAAUAGUUUGAUGACAGCCUUAAUAGCACCAGCAUAUGUUGAACUACUGAUUCAGUUAAAAAAGCGUUAUUUUCCAGGUACCGAUCCCACAAUGUCAAUUUUGCAAAAUACAGCUAUUCAUGUUGUAAAAGACACUUUAAAAAAGUUUUUGUCAUUUUUCCCAGUCAACAGACUUGACCUGCAACCAGAUUUAUAUUGUCUGGUGAAAGCACUUUACAGCUGUAUUCAUGAAGAUCAGAAACGCUUAUUACCUGUGGUAAGGGCUCCAAAUAUUGAUGGCUCAGAUUUACAUUCUGCAGUUAUUAUUACUUGGGUUAAUAUGUCUACUUCAAACAAAACAAAGCCAUUUUUUGACAACUUGCUUCAGGAUGAAUUACAGCACCUUAAAAAUGUAGAGUACAACAUCACGACACGUAAGACUAUAGCAGAAAAUGUUUACAGACUAAAGCAUUUACUUUUAGAAAUUGGAUUCAACUUGAUAUAUAACUGUGAUGAAACUGCCAAUCUUUACCACUGUCUCAUAGAUGCAGACAUUCCUGCUAGCUAUGUUACCCCAGCUGAUGUCCGGUCAUUUUUGAUGACUUUUUCUUCUCCUGACACUAAUUGUCACAUUGGAAAAUUACCUUGCCGUCUUCAGCAGACUAAUUUGAAGUUAUUUCACAGUUUAAAGCUUUUGGUAGACUAUUGCUUUAAGGAUGCAGAAGAAAAUGAGAUGGUAGUUGAGGGACUCCCACUUCUUAUUACAGUUGAUAGUGUUUUACAAAUUUUUGAUGCAAAACGUCCCAAAUUUCUUACAACAUAUCAUGAAUUGAUACCUUCCCGCAAGGAUUUGUUCAUGAAUACACUAUAUUUAAGGUACAGCAAUAUUUUAUUGACAAGUAAAGUUGCAAAAAGUUUUGACAUUACCAGUUUCGCUGAUUUGUUAUCCUCUGUGUUGCCACGUGAAUAUAAAACCAAAAGUUGUACAAAGUGGAAAGAAAAUUUUGCAAGUGAAUCAUGGCUUAAAAAUUCAUGGAACUUUAUCAGUGAAUCUGUAAAUGUGAAAGAAGACCAAGAAGAAAUAAAACCAACCUUUGACAUUGUUGUUGAUACACUAAAGGACUGGGCUCUACUUCCAGGAACUAAAUUUACUGUUUCAGCCAGUCAGCUUGUUGUUCCAGAGGGAGAUGUUCUACUACCACUAAGCCUUAUGCAUAUAGCUGUUUUUCCAAAUGCUCAGACUGAUAAAGUUUUCCAUGCUUUAAUGAAAGCUGGUUGUAUUCAGCUUGCUUUAAACAAAAUUUGUUCCAAAGACAAUGUAAUUGUUCCUCUGCUGUCAGCACACACAGCAAAUAUUGAUAAUCCCACAAGCAUUUUGAAGGCUAUUCACUAUAUGGUCCAGACCUCAACAUUUAGAACUGAAAAAUUAGUAGAACACGAUUUUGAGGCUCUUUUAAUGUAUUUCAAUUGUAACUUAAGUCACUUGAUGUCUCAGGAUGACAUUAAAAUUUUAAAAUCACUUCCAUGCUAUAAAUCUAUUAGUGGUCGAUACAUGAGUAUUGCAAAAUUUGGAGCAUGUUAUGUACUUACAAAAACUAUUCCUUCAGCUGAAGUGGAGAAAUGGACACUAUCCUCCUCAUCAGCAUUUCUUGAGGAAAAGAUACACUUAAAGGAUUUAUAUGAAGUUCUUGGUUGUGUCCCUGUAGAUGAUCUUGAAGUAUAUUUGAAACAUCUUUUACCAAAGAUUGAAAAUCUUUCUUAUGAAGCAAAAUUAGAGCAUCUGAUUUAUUUGAAGAACAGAUUAUCUAGCAUUGAAGAAUCAUCAGAGAUAAAGGAACAGCUUUUUGAAAAGUUGGAAAGUCUCUUAAUAAUUCAUGAUGCAAGUAAUCGUUUAAAAUCUGCAAAGCAUUUUUAUGACCGAACUGUGAAAGUUUUCGAAGUUAUGCUUCCAGAAAAAUUAUUUAUACCUAAGGAUUUCUUUAAAAAAUUGGAGACCCUUACUAAACCUAAGAAUCAAGCUUCUUUCUUAACAUCAUGGGUAAUGUUCUUAAGAAACAUUGGACUCAAACACAUCCUUUCUCAACAGCAGCUACUGCAGUUUGCUAAAGAAGUAAGUAUGAGAGCCAAUACAGAAAACUGGUCCAAAGAAACACUACAAACCACAGUUGAUGUCCUUCUUUAUCACAUAUUUCAAGAACGAACUGAUUUAUUAUCUGGAAAUUUUCUGAAAGAAUUAUCUCUAGUUCCUUUCUUAUGCCCUGAACGUGCUCCUGCUGAAUUUAUUAGAUUUCAUCCACAGCAUCAAGAAGUAAAUGGAACUCUUCCUCUUAUACGGUUCAAUGGAGCACAAGUGAAUCCUAAAUUUAAACAGUCAGAUGUCUUGCAGCUUUUGUGGACGUCCUGUCCUAUUCUUCCUGAGAAAGCAACACCUUUGAGUAUCAAAGAACAAGAAGGUAGUACUCUUGGUCCACAGGAACAACUUGAACAAGUUUUGACAAUGCUCAAUGUUAAUUUGGAUCCACCUCUUGAUAAAGUCAUUCACAAUUGCAGAAAUAUAUGCAACAUAACGACUUUGGAUGAAGAGAUGGUGAAAACUAGAGCUAAGGUCUUAAGGAGUAUUUAUGAAUUUCUCAGUGCAGAAAAAAAAGAGUUCCGCUUUCAGCUUCGAGGGGUUGGUUUUGUUAUGGUAGAAGAUGGUUGGAAGCUUCUAAAACCUGAGGAAGUAGUAAUAAAUCUAGAGUAUGAAUCAGAUUUUAAACCUUACUUAUAUAAACUGCCUUUGGAACUUGGUACCUUUCAUCAAUUAUUUAAACAUUUAGGUACUGAAGAUGUUAUUUCAACUAAGCAAUAUGUUGAGGUGCUGAGCCGUAUAUUCAAGAACUCUGAAGGAAAACAGUUAGAUCCAAAUGAAAUGCGCACAGUUAAGAGAGUUGUUUCUGGACUGUUCAAAAGUCUUCAAAAUGAUUCAGUUAAGGUUAGAAAUGAUCUUGAAAAUGUGCGAGAUCUUGUACUUUAUCUUCCAAGUCAAGAUGGUAGAUUGGUAAAGUCAAGCAUCUUAGUUUUUGAUGAUGCACCACAUUAUAAAAGCAGAAUACAGGGACAUAUUGGGGUUCAAAUGCUUGUUGAUUUGAGUCAGUGUUAUUUGGGAAAGGACCAUGGUUUUCACACCAAGUUGAUAAUGCUCUUUCCUCAGAAACUCAGGCCUCGUUUACUGAGUAGCAUUCUUGAAGAACAGUUAGAUGAAGAAACACCUAAAAUUUGUCAGUUUGGAGCAUUAUGUUCUCUUCAAGGAAGAUUACAAUUACUCUUGUCUUCAGAACAAUUCAUUACAGGUCUCAUUAGAAUUAUGAAGCAUGAAAAUGACAAUGCUUUCUUAGCUAAUGAAGAGAAGGCCAUAAGGCUUUGCAAAGCCCUGCGAGAAGGACUGAAAGUUUCAUGUUUUGAGAAGCUGCAAACAACAUUAAGAGUUAAAGGAUUUAAUCCAAUUCCUCAUAGCAAAAGUGAAACAUUUGCUUUUUUAAAACGGUAUGGCAAUGCCGUAAUUUUACUCUAUAUACAACAUUCAGACAGUAAAGACAUAAAUUUCCUGUUGGCCUUGGCAAUGACACUUAAGUCAGCCACUGAUAAUUUGAUUUCAGACACUUCCUAUUUAAUUGCCAUGCUAGGUUGCAAUGAUAUUUAUAGGAUCAGUGAGAAACUUGACAGUUUAGGAGUAAAAUAUGACUCAUCAGAACCAUCAAAACUUGAACUUCCUAUGCCUGGCACUCCAAUACCUGCCGAAAUCCAUUAUACUCUACUUAUGGACCCAAUGAAUGUUUUUUAUCCAGGAGAAUAUGUUGGAUAUCUUGUUGAUGCAGAAGGCGGGGAUAUCUAUGGCUCUUAUCAACCAACAUAUACAUAUGCAAUUAUUGUACAAGAAGUUGAAAGGGAAGAUGCUGACAAUUCUAGCUUUCUAGGAAAGAUUUAUCAGAUUGAUAUUGGAUACAGUGAAUAUAAAAUAGUAAGCUCUUUGGACUUGUAUAAAUUUUCCAGACCUGAUGAAAGUUCUCAAAGCAGAGACAGUGCACCAUCUACCCCAACCAGUCCUACUGAAUUUCCAGUCCCUGGACUUCGAAGUAUCCCUCCCAUUUUCUCUGGAAAAGAGAGCCAUAAGACAUCUUCUUCAAAACAUCAUUCACCCAAAAAGAUUAAGGUAAAUUCAUUGCCAGAAAUAUUGAGAGAAGUGACAUCAGUAGUAGAACAAGCAUGGAAGCUUCCAGAAUCUGAAAGGAAAAAGAUUAUUAGACGGUUGUAUUUGAAAUGGCAUCCAGACAAAAAUCCAGAGAAUUAUGAUAUGGCUAAUGAAGUUUUUAAGCAUUUACAGAAUGAAGUUAGUAGAUUAGAGAAGCAGGCUUUUAUAGAUCAAAAUACUGAUAGAACAUCAAGGAGAACAUUUUCAACAGCUUCUCGUUUUCAGUCAGACAAAUAUUCAUUUCAGCGCUUUUAUACUUCAUGGAAUCGAGAAGCGACAAGUCAUAAAUCAGAAAGGCAACAACAAAACAAAGAAAAGGGCCCAUCUUCUACAGGACAGUCUUAUUCACAAAGGUUCUUUGUUCCACCCACUUUUAAGACUGUAGGUAAUCCAGUUGAAGCUCGGAGGUGGUUAAGGCAAGCUCGAGCAAAUUUUUCAGCUGCCAGAAAUGACCUUCACAAAAAUGCUAAUGAAUGGGUAUGCUUUAAAUGCUACCUGUCCACUAAAUUAGCUUUGAUUGCUGCUGACUAUGCAGUAAGGGGGAAGUCAGAUAAAGAUGUGAAACCAACAGCACUUGCACAAAAAAUAGAGGAAUAUAGUCAACAACUUGAAGGACUUACAAAUGAUGUUCAUACAUUAGAAGCUUAUGGUGUGGAUAGUUUAAAAACGAGGUACCCUGAUUUACUUCCUUUCCCUCAGAUCCCAAAUGAUAGGUUCACUUCUGAAGUUGCUAUGAGGGUGAUGGAAUGCACUGCUUGUAUCAUAAUAAAACUUGAAAACUUUAUACAACAAAAGGUAUGAAGUAAUUAAAGGGAACAAAUUUUAGGUAGGGUUGAAUACUGAAUAAUGAUGAAUGCAAACAUUCAUUUGACCAUCAUAACUUAAAUGGGCUGAAUCAUAUGUUAUCUAGGAGUUUUUGAAGUAUAGUGUACAGUAUUGAUACUAACCAUUAAUGAAUUCAAACAAAAAUUCUGAAUCUACAAGAGAAUUAUUUUUACAAAAUUAUAGGAAGAUGUUACAUAAUUGUGAAAUGUAUGUAUGAGUGGUUAAAAACGACAUGUUAUUGAACUGCACUUUAUAUAACCAAAGCUUAGCAGUGUCUUACAUAAGGUCUUUAUAUGUUUCUUAUUAGGAUGAAUUUUGUUUAUGUUUCCAACAGGGUAUUAUUGUUUAAGGAAUUAAUGUGACACUGGAUAUAUCAUUGAGCUAAACAAAUAAGGGGAAGUCUCUGGAGUGAAAAUUUCUUUCCCACAUUUUUUAUUUUAUGUGGACUUUUUAUUUGGACCCAUUGUUCUCAUCAGCUGGCUCUGAUUGUGAAUUUGUUUUCAUUUUAUAUUGAUAUUUAGUACAUUUGAACUGUUAAAAUAUUUUAAUUCUGAAUCUUACUUGAUUAUGCAUUCAUAGUACUUAUAAAAGUGCACCAAGUGCACUUUUAUACUUUAAUUUUUAAAAGUUUUUAAAAUGUUUUUUGUUUACAAACUUCCUAUUUAAAGAAUUCAUGUGGCUAGCCCAAACUGGUAGUGGCAGUUUAUCAAACAAGAUGUUGAUAAAGUUUUUGAAAACUGUUUACCAAAAUAACAUUUAGAAGACUUAUUAUGUUUGUGUGUAUAUCCUUUUCAUGAGCAUAAUUUAUAUAGUGUGAAUGUACAGGUUGCAAUUUUUUUGUUUCAUAUGUCUAAUGGUGCUGCGGUAUAAUGUUCUAUUUUCUUUUUGUCUUUCACUAUGGCACUUAGUGAUCUUUGGGAUUUAGUUAACAUUUCAGUUAUUACAAAUUAUAAUAUCCUUGAUAGUGCCAUAAAAUUAAUUUGGUACUUUUAAAAAAUAGGAAUUAUUAUUUGGAACUUUCCUCUUCAGAUUUGGCCAUAUCUGACAUUUAGUAUUUAUCAUGUCCACAUGUAACAUAUUUAUUGGUAGCAUAUUGAAAGUGUAAUUUUUUUUUUUGCAGAAUGUAAAAAAAAAGAGCUUAGUGAUAAUGAGUUUACACAAUGCAGUAACUAAAACUAGCUCUUGGCAAUCCAAAAAAAAAUGCUGAUAUAGACUUUUAUGCAAUUAAGGGCUUAAGGAAUGUGUUGAAACAUUUUCACUAGUAUUGAUAACAAAAAGAAUGUUUGCUUCUUGAAAACUGUAUUGCUUCUGAAUGUGAAGCCAUGUAAUUAUUUCUGCUGUUAUAUUAAGUGCCAUAAUUUUAAUAAAGCAAACAUGUAUAUAAAGAAAAA
Monodelphis domestica (gray short-tailed opossum) is the source of this 23848-nucleotide messenger RNA. Lineage: Eukaryota; Metazoa; Chordata; Mammalia; Didelphimorphia; Didelphidae. The record is from RefSeq and is a predicted model, not a curated record.